CUCCCGGAUCCCGCCCUCCUGGUCAGGGGUUGGUCAGGGAAACCCAACUCCCGCGCAUGGAUUGGUCGGCUCUCCUCUGGACGGGCAAAACAGUCUCUCCUCACAGACACAAUAAAGUUUAGAGCCGGACGCUUGCAGGCAGUAGGCGCAAAACCAGACCACUACAUCUCGUCGCUACGCUGCGCUCCUGCACAAGGAGUUACCACGCAAGAAGAACUGCGGGAUUUAUCCAGAUGUGUUUUGUUUUGUUUUUAAACUGCAGAUGCAAAUUUUUGUUUAAAUUUAACAACACUUUUACGCACAGAUCUCGCAAUGAUUAAUUGCUGCUUUCUGGAUAUUUUAUUCUACUGAAUGGCUCGGAGUUGGAUAUUAUAGUCUCCAAAACGCACGGACUACACGCGCUCCCACUCGUGCUGGACUAUAAACACGCGCUGCGGUUUCCAGGGCGACCAAAAACCCAAAACUUUGUGCGUUUUGAGGAGGAUAAUAACUGUGCCAACAUUUUCCAGAGGGGCAGCCGCUCAGCGCCGCGGUGACCAUGCCCGGGAUGAUGGUGUCGCUCAGCGGGGCAGCCUUGCUCAUCUUGUCCGGGCUGUUAGGUUCGCUCUGCGUGGUGCAGGCUUUCGGCGACGAGGUGGAGGAAAUGACCUGCGAUCCGAUCCGGAUCAGCAUGUGCCAGGGUCUUGGUUACAACGUCACCAAGAUGCCAAAUCUGGUCGGCAACGUGCUGCAGUCGGACGCCGAGCUGCAGCUGACCACGUUUACGCCGCUCAUACAGUACGGCUGCUCCAGUCAACUCAAGUUCUUCCUGUGCUCAGUCUAUGUGCCAAUGUGCACAGACAAGGUUCCCAUCCCCAUCGGUCCCUGUGGUAGCAUGUGUCUUUCCGUCAAGAGAAAAUGCCUCCCAGUGCUCCACGAGUUUGGCUUCAUAUGGCCUGAGGUGCUCAACUGCAGCCUCUUCCCACCUCAAAACGACCACAACCACAUGUGUAUGGAGGGUCCGGGGGAUGAAGACCCACCCUACCAGCCUGUCCGCCAUCCUCACCACCAAGAAGAGUGUCAGGCCUUGGGAUCUGCGCCUGACCAGUACACCUGGUUAAAACAGACUGAGAGCUGCACUCUCCAGUGCGGUUACGACAGUGGGCUCUACAGACGAGGGGCCAAAGUCUUCACAGACGCGUGGAUGGCGGUGUGGGCUGUGCUGUGCUUCCUGUCGACCACUCUGACGGUCCUGACUUUUCUCUUGGAUUCACAGCGCUUCUCCUACCCCGAGAGGCCCAUCAUCUUCCUGUCCAUGUGCUGUAAUCUGUACAGUGUUGCCUACUUGGUGCGGUUGACUCUGGGGAGGGAGCGAGUUUCCUGUGACCUGGAUGCAGCAGCAGUACCAAUUCUAGUCCAAGAGGGGUUAAAGAGCACCGGUUGCGCCAUAGUCUUCCUCCUGCUCUAUUUCUUUGGCAUGGCUUCCUCACUCUGGUGGGUGAUCCUGACCCUCACUUGGUUCUUGGCCGCUGGACUAAAGUGGGGCCACGAGGCCAUCGAAAUGCACAGCUCCUACUUCCACAUAGCAGCCUGGGCGAUCCCAGCUGUUAAAACCAUCGUUAUCCUCAUAAUGAGACUAGUGGAUGCAGAUGACCUAACAGGACUCUGCUAUGUUGGCAACCAGCAGCAGGAGGCACUCACAGGCUUUGUGGUGGCACCCCUGGCCACCUACCUUUUAAUAGGCACUCUGUUCAUCUGUGCUGGCCUAGUGGCUCUUUUCAAGAUCCGCUCCAAUCUGCAAAAGGACGGUGCCAAAACAGACAAGCUGGAGCGUUUAAUGGUGAAGAUCGGAGUGUUUUCUGUUCUCUACACUGUCCCAGCGUCCACUGUCAUUGGCUGUUACCUCUACCAGCUCUCUCACUGGGGGGAGUUCAGGGCCAGUCCCCGUGACUCAUACGUAGCAUCGGAGAUGCUUCGGAUCUUCAUGUCACUGCUUGUAGGCAUCACAUCAGGCAUGUGGAUCUGGUCGGCAAAAACCCUCCACACCUGGCAGCGCUGCUCCGCCCGUCUGCUCAGGGAUAGCAGGGCGAGCAGAGGAGGGAAGAGGACACCAGGUGAAGGCUGGAUCAAACCGGGGAAAGGCAACGAGACAGUGGUGUGAGGAAAAAGGAAUGGACUUCUACCUGCUUCUCUCUCAUUUAUAGAAACUGACUGCCAAAUGAAAGAUGGAGAGGGCAGAGAGAGGAGAUGAGCAAUGUGAGUCUCUCAAGGAAGCCACUGGAUGUAAUGACACCAACUGAUCCUGCACCUCUAAAGAAGGAGAAAAGUGGAGGAUUGGGUCAUACAUAAGUAGCAACAGUAGCCUCUCUACCUCUGUUAGACUUCUUUUGCCCAGAGAGAGAGAAAGCAAAACAAAAAAAAAAAUGAA
Messenger RNA from Larimichthys crocea (large yellow croaker), 2407 nucleotides. RefSeq names its product frizzled class receptor 4 (gene fzd4). Lineage: Eukaryota; Metazoa; Chordata; Actinopteri; Sciaenidae. Gene Ontology annotation, cellular component: plasma membrane. Gene Ontology annotation, molecular function: Wnt-protein binding; Wnt receptor activity. Bases 539 to 2140 code for a protein of 533 amino acids. The record is from RefSeq and is a predicted model, not a curated record. The transcript is spliced from 6 exons. Gene Ontology annotation, biological process: canonical Wnt signaling pathway; non-canonical Wnt signaling pathway; retina vasculature morphogenesis in camera-type eye.